UCUGCUUACAGGAUGGCUUCAACUUGAUUGUCUGUCGCCAGGUAUAUCUCUUGUCUAGUCCAGAAAAAUCUAAUUGCUACAAUUUUUCGAAACUUGGUCGCAGCGAAAUGACACUAGAGACGCGACAUGAUUGUAUAGGAAAUUGCACUGGCAGAAGUUGAAAGAGGUUAUAUAGCGAGAGGGAGGGCGACAUUGUUGUUUGUUGACAUCCGGUAUGGCUACAAUGUAACAACGCCUGUGGUCUACUCGCGGGAAACUACUAGGCUACAUGGGAUUGUGUGAAUUUAUGGAAAUAUGUCCAAGAAAAGGGGCAGAAAGCGUAGCAGCGGUGAGCUGAGUGAGAGUUCAGGUUCGUCUCUGUCAUCGACCCCGGACCCUAACAACCUGCUGGGCAUGCGGAUUGAGCACAUCUGGAGGGAGAAGGGAAACCUGACCAAGUGGAAAGGCACAGUGCUGGAGCGCCUCACCGUUAACACCUCCCUCUACAUGGUCAAAUACGACGGAUUCGACUGCGUCUAUGGCAUUGAGCUGUUCAAGGAUGAGCGAGUGUCCAACCUCCAGGUUUUAACAGAGAAAGUCGUAAACAACAAGAUCAAGGUGCCCCAUGAUGCGCCAGAGCUGGUGGGGAAGGCUGUGGAGCACCUGUUUGAGAAGGAGGACGGUGAGAAGAACGAGUGGCGGGGCAUGGUGCUGUCUCGCGCCCCCAUCAUGACCAACUGGUACUACAUCACCUAUGAGAAGGACCCUGUGCUCUACAUGUACCAGCUCUGGGACGACUAUAAGGACGGAGACCUCCGCAUCCUCCCUGAAGCAGAGAACAAACACCUACUGCCUGCAGACAGGAAGCCAGGCGAGGAGACAGAGAGCCUUGUGGGUAAGCAGGUGGAGUACGUCACGGAUAAGGGCGUGAAAAGAACGGGGCUGGUUAUCUACCAGGUUCCAGCCAAACCCUCUGUCUACUACAUCAAAUACGACGAUGACUUCCACAUCCACGUCUACGACCUGGUCAAAACCACCUAGAAUACAACUCUACCCGGUCAAAGCCCCCUAGAAAGGACUAGGCCCCCCUGCCUCCGACCCUCACACCUGUACACUCAUCUUAGGUUGAGGCCUAUUUCAACUCAGUCAAUUCAGGAAGAGAGUUGAAGUUCAGUAUUCACCAAAGUCAAAAUAUUGGGAAACUUAAUUCAUUAUUGGAAUGUCAACCCAUUUCCUGAAUUGACUGGAUUGAAAUGGAACUCUCUGCAACCAUGACACUACCCUGCCAUUAUUGUGGACAUAUUCCCUGCCCUGUGUCUUGUCCAACGUCAGAAGUUUGCUAAAAGUGUGAACUCUGUGACUCAUAGUGACUAGUGUUUUGUAAACAGUGCAAAGCCUGCAUGUAUUUCCUUUGCUUUUAAGAAACAAGUGAUUAAGCAGUUAUGUUUGAUUAUGUUUGGCUAAGAAGUACUAAUUAUAAAUCGCUCUGGAUAAGAGUGUCUCCUAAAUGACUAAAAUAUAAAUGUAAGGAAGUAGAUAUUAUCAAUGAAAAUGACCUAUGUUGAUGUUCAAAUGUGUUGCUAGAAUAAGUGCAAUAAAAAAAUGAUUUAAUAGAAAUUAUAAACAACUGCCAAGAUUUGACUGCACAUGUCUCAGAAUAGCCAAACACCAGCUGAGGUCAAAUUAUUAGACCUACUAGUUUCAUGAGUACAGAGAAGUCAUGUUUAUUUGAGCCAGACAUUUAAAUACUAUUGGCUGUCACUGCAAGACAUUUUGGAUUAUAAUCUACCCUUAGUCAUGGUUGAAUAAUCAAAUAUUUCUGUCACGUUAGAACGCUGUGAACAUAACUGUACUUGCUUUUGUAAAUACCUGUAUUGUGAGGCAUUCUUGAAAAUACUGCAAAGUUGCUUUGGUAUGAUUUGCUGUUAAAUAAUGCAUGAUUUAGAGAUUGCAGCAAUUGUUGGUACAUUGUUUGUUUCAUUAUGGUGGGUAACCACCCCAGUUGGUAAAGCAGCACAAUAUAUACAAAAAGACAGAAGGACAAAUGGUUUCUCCAUCAUUUACAGAUAUUAGCAGAUGUUAAAGCAGGUGCCGCGACAACAAGAAAAUAAACAAGAAAUUAAGAAACGAGCAAUGUCAGAGUCCGGAAUAUUAAUACAGGGUGUGUAUAGACAAUAUCUACAAUAUACAAUAUAUAUAAGUAGUAAAAGGGUAUGUACAGCAGUAGUUGUAUAGGAUGAGCUAUGUCAAGAAUACAGUAUCCCACUAGGCACAAACUAGGCACAAAUGUCAAUUCAACAUCUUCCACAUUGGUUCAAUGUAAUUUCAUUGAAAUAAUGUAGAAACAACACCUAAAGUGGACAUUGCUCUUGGCUGCUUGGAGUCGCAUUAACAGUAAUCCCAUGCAGCCUUGUUUACAAGUUUGAACACUGGAAGAUGACAUUUAAUUUACACCUCAAUUAGGAUGAUAGAGCGUAAUUAUUUCUAUAUAGCUUAUAUUCUCAUUCUAAACUUCUAAUGCAAGUGGGGUGGGUGUGGCUUCAUGACAAUGAUGGCAAGAGCAGCUGCUCACCUAUUUUACUCAAUGCAGUUCCACCUCCAACACCGCCAAAACAUCCGCUAUGCGGGUGUCUGCUAUCGCCAGUUAAUGCUUGAUCUGAUUGAAUCUAGGCCGGCUAGUGAUGACUGUUUAACAGUCUGAUGGCCUAGAGAUAGAAGCUGCUUUUCAGACUCUUGGGGCCAGCUUUGAUGUACCUGUACUGCCUCUGCCUGCUAGAUGGUCGCAGGGUGAACUUGGGUGGCUGAGCUCCUUGAUGAUCUUCUUUGCCUUCCUGUGAUACCCGGUGCUGAAGGUGUCCUGGAGGGUAGGCAUUGUGCCCCAGGUGAUGCGCUGGGCAAGACCGCACCACCCUCUGGAGAGCCCUGCGGUUGCGGGAGGUGCAGUUGCCGUACCAGGCGGUGAUACAGCCCGACAGAAUGGUGCUCAAUGGUGCAUCUGUAGAAGUUUGAGAUGGUCAAACACGACUCCAAGACAAAUUUCUUCAGCCUCCUGUGGUUGAAGAGGUGCUGUUGCCCCUUCAUCACGGUAUCAGUGUAGCGGUACCAUUUCAGGUUUCUCAGGAGGAACUUUGCACUCCGUGGAACUUGAAGCUUUUGACCCUCUCCACUGUGGCCCCGUGGGUGGAGGCGUACUCUCAUGGCUGUCUCCUGUAGUCCACAAACAACUCCUUUGUUUUAUUGACAUUGAGGGAGAGGUUAUUUUCCUGGCACCACUUCACCAGGGCUCUCACCUCCUUGUAGGCUGUCUCGUCAUUGUUGGUAAUCAGGCCUACCACUGUGUCGUCAGCAAACUUGAUGAUAAAGUUGGAGACGUGCGUUGCCAUGCAGUCGUGUGAAUGGGGAGUACCUUCACCACCUGGAAUUGGCCCAUCAGGAAGUCUAGUUGCACAGAGAGGGGUUCAGACCCAGGGUCCUGAGCUUAGUGAUGAGCUUGGAGGGCACUAUGGUGUUGAAUGCUGAGCAGAAGUUGAUGAACAACAUUCUCACAUAGGUGUUCUUCUUGUCAAGGUUGGAUAGGAAAGUAUGCAGUGGCGAUUUCGUCUUCCAUGGAUCUGUUGUGGUGGUAUGCAAAUUGUAGUGGGUGUCGGAUAAGGUGGAGGUAAUAUGGUCCUUAAAUAGCCUCGCAAAGCACUUCAUGAGGCAGGGGUGAGGCUGUGGAUGUUUGUAUGUCAGCAUGUUGUCAUUUUUGUGUAUGUUUUGUAUUGUAUAAUAAAACUUCUUUUUUUUUUUUUACAAAAAAGAGCACUUCAUGAUGACAUUUAGAUCAGUAACCUUUGCUUUCUUGGGUACAGGAACAAUGGUGGACAUCUUGAAGCAAGUGGGGACAACAGAAAUCCAUUUUGUAAUAUGAUUCUAGCAGGUAAUUACUGAUUGUUAGAAAUAGUUCAAUUGAGCAAAAGCUUUAAUAAACACAUUAAACCACA
This is a messenger RNA of Oncorhynchus kisutch (coho salmon), 3962 nucleotides long. Its product is annotated as spindlin-1. The transcript has 5 exons. Gene Ontology annotation, biological process: gamete generation. NCBI's taxonomy places the organism in Eukaryota, Metazoa, Chordata, Actinopteri, Salmoniformes, Salmonidae. The coding region runs from base 295 to 1020 and encodes 241 amino acids. The record is from RefSeq and is a predicted model, not a curated record.